AUGUAUCAUCUCUGCCGGAAGCGGCAAUCAAACAGUCAGCGCAAUCGAAAACCAUCAUUUUCGGACAAUCGGUAUUCAACGCGAGUUCAGCCGGUCUCUCGUUGUCAUCAUGAUUUGACUACCCCUGGAGGUAAUGGUCUGUUGGUUACCACUGGAUUGUGGUGCUUUAAGGUUCUUCUGGUUUUCCCAAAGGCAGACAAACAAACAAAGUUUCUCAUCGAUGCAACAGCAAAGCUGAACUAUCACUGCUCGCUAAUGUUGCUCAACUAUGCUGCAUUAACGGCCGUGGAUAAGAACCAGGCUGGUCAGAAAGCUAACUCAUGGUUGGAACAAGUUCAACUGGAUCGACCGAUUGAUUUAGUGAUUAUCGAUCGACGUCGAGGUUUGUCCAGUUCGUCCAGUCAGACCCGAUCGUCCAAUAAUCUUACCCAAGCGGCCGAUCUUAUACGACAGACGUUAUCCGUCCGACCGGAAUUCUCUCAUGCUGUGAUUGCCGCUUUGAUACCCUUGCGAAGUUCGGUUGAAGAGGCGGAACGUGAGCUGACUGCUUUUGUUCACAACGAAUUGCGACUAAUACGCCGGUGCCGUGAAAUCGAAUUAUCUGUGAAUGGUCACAAAGAAACGGUAAAGGAGCCACGAAAUCAGGUACAAUUAUUGAUUAAUGAUCAUAAAUUCCCUCGCUCUGCCAACUCAGCAGUGACCAAUUGA
Echinostoma caproni is the source of this 708-nucleotide messenger RNA. NCBI's taxonomy places the organism in Eukaryota, Metazoa, Platyhelminthes, Trematoda, Plagiorchiida, Echinostomatidae. The record is from the annotation of a GenBank genome assembly.